This is a messenger RNA of Pteronotus mesoamericanus, 3989 nucleotides long. It is a transcript of the gene BORCS5, whose product is annotated as BLOC-1 related complex subunit 5. Gene Ontology annotation, cellular component: synaptic vesicle membrane; cytoplasmic side of lysosomal membrane; BORC complex. Gene Ontology annotation, biological process: organelle transport along microtubule; positive regulation of anterograde synaptic vesicle transport; lysosome localization. The coding region runs from base 334 to 924 and encodes 196 amino acids. The record is from RefSeq and is a predicted model, not a curated record. NCBI's taxonomy places the organism in Eukaryota, Metazoa, Chordata, Mammalia, Chiroptera, Mormoopidae. The transcript is spliced from 4 exons.
AGUGAGUGAUAGCUGCACUGCAGCCGGUGGAUGGCGUGGCUGAAGCCUGGCGUUCUCAGCUUCACUCUCCUUGGGAUUCCCUUAAGGAAGGCGGGCGAGCAGCGUGCAGCCGGGCCUUUCCGCCUUGCGCGUUCGUUCCCCAAAUAGGGGCUAUUUCCCAUCGCCAGCGCCCUUACGAGGGCUGAGCUCACCCUCCGCACACGGCGGCCCUGCUGCGGCAUCCAGACUCGUUGUAGCAUUCCCGUACCGGUCCCUGUCCCUGCCCUGUCGCCCCGUCGCCGGAACGGUGACCGCCAGUCCCACCGUUCUUCCGCUGCCAACGCUGCCGGCACAAUGGGCAGUGAGCAGAGCUCCGAGGCCGAGAGCCGACCCAACGAUCUGAACUCCUCAGUGACUCCUUCUCCAGCUAAGCAUAGAGCCAAGAUGGAUGAUAUUGUGGUUGUAGCUCAGGGCUCCCAGGCCUCACGGAAUGUCAGCAAUGAUCCUGAUGUCAUCAAAUUGCAAGAGAUUCCAACCUUCCAACCACUUUUGAAAGGGCUGUUGAGUGGCCAGACUUCCCCAACAAAUACCAAAUUGGAGAAACUGGAUUCUCAGCAGGUGUUGCAGCUCUGCCUCCGAUAUCAAGAUCACCUCCAUCAGUGUGCAGAGGCCGUAGCGUUUGAUCAGAAUGCUUUGGUUAAACGAAUCAAAGAGAUAGACCUUUCUGUAGAAACUCUCUUUAGCUUCAUGCAAGAGCGCCAGAAAAGAUAUGCCAAAUACGCAGAGCAGAUCCAGAAGGUCAACGAGAUGUCCGCCAUCCUCCGCCGCAUACAGAUGGGCAUCGACCAGACCGUGCCCCUGAUGGAGAGGCUCAACAGCAUGCUGCCGGAGGCCGAGCGCCUGGAGCCCUUCAGCAUGAAGCCGGACCGGGAGCUCCGGCUCUAGAGCUGCUGCUCCCCUCCUGCCGGGCGGGUGUCCUGUGGGAGCGGAGCCCGGCACUACUGAUGCCCCGAGGACACUUGGAACGGAAGUCAUAUGAUGUGACUGGGGCUCCAAGCUGGCUGAGGGGAGGUGAAGCAGCCCCGCCGGCCCGAAAACCUGGUUGCCCCACCGCCCCCCGCCCUUUGAUGGAGUUCCCUUUGCAAACUGAACCCAACAAACCCUUGGUGUUACCUGAAGUUGGAACGGUUUUAUUCGGAAUUCUUUACAGAACUCUGCAUUGGGAAUUAUUUUUAUUUUGUUUAGUGUUUUUGUAAUUGAGAGUGUAUGUUAUCUAGUCGAGCUUGUGGAGUGAAAAUAUGGAGUGAAGGGGGAAAAUAUUUUAGGAAGCUCUGUGUCCUCGAUGCCUCCGUGAACUUUUACUCCAGAGGCUCUCUCGGUUACGGGCCGUAAACAUAAAGUACUAAUUUAACCCAGGUCCGUGAGUUGUUACUGUCGCUACCCUGUUUCCACCCUGGCAGGCCGUCAUCUGGGGCACCCUCGUUCCGCCCUGGUGAGACACUGGUAUUUUUGUUGUGUGUCAGGUAGUGGUGUCCCUCAUGUGUCAUCAUCACACACUGAUGACUCCCUUUGUACACCCUCAGUGAGUUCACCUUCCCCACUGAUAACUAGUUUCCGUGAGGCACAGUGUCGGUUUCUUUUCAUUACAUCAACCCUGGCAGGACUCCAAUCUUUGCAACAAGGGUUUAGCCACCAUUUGUUCUCCUGGCCUGGCAGACAUGGGGCGCGGCCAGGCCUUGACGGGACAGUGAGCACUCGGGCAGCAGGCAUGUAGGGAGCCCCUCUGAUGGGCUGGGGACGCAGAAGUGGCUGCAGAGUCCCUGCCCUGCUUCUCUGAAGACAAUAAACUGAGAACGCUGCUGAAAUUCUCGGGGAGUUGAGGAAAUGAAGCAAUUUGAGUAACCACAAAAGUACUUCAUGCAGUACUUUGCACAUCAUAAAUGUUUUAAUGGAAGAAAAGACUGAAGAAGCGAAGAAGUGGAAGGCAGGAACAGCGCCAGGCAGGGAAGGCGAGACAGAGCAGGGGGUGAAGGGCAGGCCCUGGGGCCCGGGUAUCCUGCGGGUCUCACCCUGCUCCCUGUUCCUCCAAACCUCAGGGGUGUGUCUUCGAUGUCAGAAACUGCCUUCAGGAUAUUUAUAAGAUUAAAGGUGGUCUCACUUAACGUAGCGUAUCUCAGGUAAACUUUUAUCUUUUUCUUGGAUUUUUAAAUUUUUUAAAUCUUGGGUUUUAAUCAGCUACGAUUUUGCAAGGUUCUUAGAACCCAAAAUAAAGUGUAGAACAGAAGCAACCUGCACAAAACAGUAUGCAGAGAAAGUUCAAUGGAUUAGGAUAUAGUCCAGAAUGGGAAUGUAGUCCGGAAUGGAAUGUAGUUCAGAAUAUAGUUCUAAAUGACAGAAGAAACAUGAACAUUUUCAACUAAAUGAAAAAAUUUAAAAAAUUUCAGACAUAGGGGGAAAAAAACAGCUUCUAGUAUUUCCUAAGGACAAAAUAAAUAUCAACAUUGUUCAUUCCCUCUGAGCUGGAAAGACAAGUUGGAAACCAGAGCCCAGGGAAGAGGUCAAGGUACCAUCUAUCUUUUUCCGAGGGCAACCCUCAACUGCCACUUCUGCCCUCCGGGGCACGGGUGCCGCUCUUUGCCCGUGAGGAAGGUGGGACAGGGGCGUCAGCCUGAGGAGGAGCCGUGGAGGACGGGAGACAGUGAGCUGGGAGUGGGGAGCUACAUGUUUAACCUUUGCUGGGCCGCGCCGCUGAAGGAAGUUUGCCUUUAUAAUGCCUUCUGAUGGUCAGGAUUAAACCAUUUCUAGAGCAAUUCACUAAGAGUUCAAAUGAAGAAAGAUGUUUUGUAACUUAGAAACCUAUUCAAUAGCUCAGGUUAUUCUGGGAAAUGUCAUGUGAUCUGUAGCGAAGACAGCAGCAGGGAUUGAGGAACGCGUCUACGUGCAGUGCCCCUCCUUUCAUGUUUCCAGUUUCCACAUAAUUGAGGAUCUAGUUCUGGAUGUAUUCUAACCCAUUGAUCUUCCUUUGCAUACCGUCUCAUGCUAUCUGUUUUGCUUUUAUAUUGUUUUAAUAUUUUAAUUCGUAAUACAUUUUACCAAUAUGCCUAUUCCAGAUCCCACCUACUCUAUUAUUUUUUUUAACUUCAUUUUUUAAAUGUUCAGACUGGCAGAAAAGUGAAAAUCAUCCAAAGAACACUCAUAUUCCCUUCACAUAGACCGGACAGUAAGUGGCAUUUUAAAGCCAUUACCACAAUGGUCUGUGUUUGAGUUCCUGGAGUACACAGGAUCCAGCUCUGAACCGGAGGACAUGCUUGUAGCUUUCAAAGAAGGAAGGGCUGGUUGCCUACGGGGCUGUGAAGUAGCUCAGGGCUGCCCUUCCCCUCGCUGUAGUUAACAAUUUACGUAAUGAAGUGAAUUAGACAAAACAUGGCAUUAACUUAAAGAUGUGAGUCCUAACUAGGUAGGCUACUUAUUACUGGGAAGCAGCAGAGAACAAUAGGUAUAUUCAAUAUUUUUUGAAAGAAUUCUAAUUAAAUAUUUAUGGUGUGCGGUGGUUUUGCAAUGUCCACUUGGCUGACUUGCACUGUUUCCCAGAAUUCCCGUCCCUGUUUAUUCCUGGCGAGGCUUCGCCACAAGGGAAAUGUGCAGAUUUGUCAGUGGAAGUAAUGCAAUGACCACGCUUACUCGCUGAGUGAGAGUUGCCAUCGGUCAGGCCAUGUUACACAUCAUGCACGUUCCAUGGCUCUUGUGGGCAGCAGCUGGGCCCGCAGCUUCUCCAGCUCCCAGGAACUCUGCCUGCUGCUCUUCCAAGUGCCGGACCAGCUUCUCCUGCAAGUCGUCUGCAGCAGGGAACUAAGGCUUAGAGGAGAGGCCAGCGUGGGUUCUGGUGAGACGGAUGUUGGUUCUAUCUGGUUGCUUGCAGGCUUCCGCUCUACUGACUCUUUUACGAAUUGUUUUGCUUGUCAGUUUACUCAUCUGCAUUUAUGAAUACCAUCGAACAGGCCCCUAUAAUG